GCUCCUCCUCCCGUCUAUUCGAGAGACUGUGAGACAGGACAAGAUCCAGAAAUGGUGGAGGAUAACAGGAAAGAAACAAACAUUUAAGCUGAGGAGGAAGACAAGUCCCAGGCAAAAGGUCAAGGCGCACCCGUGUGAAGUGUUGCUGUGACUGGGCGGUUGGAAGGACGCGUAGGCAUGGAGAACGAGCAGAGAGCUGCAGCCUCCGUGGCCAGCAGCGCUGGGACAGGCAACCUGAGCAGCACCACGGCAAGCGUGUCCAGCACCGGCAACGGGAGGCCAGCGGUGCCACAGAUAUCCGUCUACAGCGGCAUCCCUGACCGCCAGACUGUCCAGGUGAUCCAACAGGCCCUGCACCGGCAGCCCAGCACAGCUGCGCAGUACCUGCAGCAGAUGUAUGCAGCCCAGCAGCAGCACCUCAUGCUGCAGACCGCCGCCCUGCAGCAGCAGCACCUGAGCAGCGCGCAGUUGCAGAGCCUGGCCGCCGUGCAACAGGCCAGCAUCGUGGCAGGGAGACAAAGCGUUACUCAGAAUGGCUCUGCCCCCCAGCGGGCAGGAUCCUCGCAGACCACGAUUAAUCUGGCCACCUCACCAGCAGCUGCCCAACUGAUGAGCAGAGCUCAGGGUGUCAGCCCCGCCCCCACAGGGAUCUCCCAGCAGGCCGUGCUCCUGGGCAAUGCCCCCAGCCCCGCCCUCACUGCCAGCCAGGCCCAGAUGUAUCUGCGUGCCCAGAUGCUCAUCUUCACCCCCACCGCCACCGUCACGACUGUGCACCCCGAGGCUUCCUCGCUACCUGCUGGUCAACAGUCUUCCUCUGCUCAGGUUCAGAACCUUGCCAUUCGCAGCCAGCAGGGGGCAUCCUCAGCCUCUCCCUCUCAGGCUCAGCUUCAGGCAUUGGGCCUUAAACAGGCCUCCGGGGCCAUGCAGAACUCCCUCUCUGUGCAGCCUGCAGCCCAGCUGAAGAAUCCCAGCUUGGGGGCUCAGGGUCUGGGAGGAAAAGGCAGCACACACGAGUCCAUCACAGAAGGUGGAAAAAAAGCAGAGGGCCCCAGUGAGCUGGCGCUGCGGGGGGUGGCUGUCAGUCGCAACGUGACUGCUGUCAGCAGCCAUGCCCUCCUCACCCCAGCCUUUGCUCAGAUCCAGCCGCACCAGCUGCUGCAGCAGCACAAGCAGCCGCAGUUUGUGAUUCAGUCGCAGCCUCACCAGCGGAGUCCAGCUCAGGCACACCUCCAAGCCCAGGCAGUGCAGGCGCUGGCCCUGCAGCCUGCUGUGGCGGCCCCCCCCCAGGGCCCCGUCCCUGUGCUCCCCAAGCCGCCACUGCCGGCCCUGCAGGCCGCCGUCUUUCACUCCACCGUCGGCACCCAGGCUCUCGCCCAAAGCAGCCAGACCCCAACAGUGAGCCCAGCCAGCCAGCCGACAGCCCAGCCUGUGCAGCUGACAGCGGUCAACCUCCAGACUCUGCCGGUGCCGAGCCCGGCUGUUCAGCCAAAGCAGGACGACAGCAGCAAAGAGCAGCUGGCCGCUCCGGAGCCUCGUGCCCAGAUACCCACAACUCCUCCCCAGCCCCUGGAAACCACAACGGAGCAGAACAGGCCGGAGCCUAACGGACCCGCGCUCCAGGCAGAAGGUACCGCUGCCGGUGACAGGGUGAAUGCGCAUCCAGGUGUGGGCUCUCCUCUAGCCAUGACCUCGGGAAAUGGAAGCAAUGCGCCGUCUGUGACUGGGAGCACGCCCCAGAAUGCGGAGAACAAGCCCCCCCAGGCCAUAGUGAAACCCCAGAUCCUCACCCACCUCAUCGAAGGCUUCGUCAUCCAGGAGGGAGCCGAGCCCUUUCCCGUCGAGAGGCCGUCACUGCUGAUCGAGAACCUGAAGAAGCAGAAGCAGCAGUCGCAGCCUGACCUCGACAACCAGCAGGAGGCGCUGUUGAGCGAGGCGCCCGGUAGCCCCGAUUGCAACAUGGAGACUCUGCCACAGCAAGAGCUGAAGGAGCAGGAGGACGAGGCCACGCUAAAGUGCGAGCUCUGCGGACUGGUGGACUUCGCUUAUAAGUUCAAGAGGUCGAAGAGGUUUUGCUCCACGUUGUGCGCAAAAAGGUAUAACGUCGGCUGCACCAAACGAAUGGGUCUUUUCCAUCCCGACAAAAGAAAGACAGAAAAGCACAAAAAGCGCCGAUCGCGGAGCAGCAGCCUGCAGAGUCUGAGCAGCGAGGCCAAGAAGCAGGCUCCAGCCCCACCCCAGCCCUCCCUGGUGGGGUCUGUGACCUCCCCUGUGCCCCCUCAGCCCGGACAAGGAGAGUCUAGCCCCUGCUCCGACAUAUCCAGCUAUGGGGAGGCCCCUUCGCCCUUGUCUGCUGCCAGCUUAGGGCCCCCCCGACCCGCGGCGGAGCGGGCGCAGGACCAGGGGGCGAGCCAUGGCAGAGAGCUGCCCUUCCUCAUGCAGCACUUCCUGCCCAGUGACCCCACCAAGUGGAAUGUGGAGGAAGUGUACACCUUCAUACACUCCCUCCCAGGCUGCCAGGAGAUUGCAGAGGAGUUCCGCUCGCAGGAGAUCGACGGCCAGGCUCUGCUCCUGCUGAAGGAGGACCACCUGAUGAGCACCAUGAACAUCAAACUCGGCCCGGCGCUCAAGAUCUACGCCCGCAUCAGCAUGCUGAAGGACUUCUAGCUCUCCUGGUGGGGCGGGUGUGGGAACCUUCUCGCUGGUUUGGCACGGGGGGGGGGCACCUCCACCCACAGCGACUUGGCUCCCGGCAGAUUGCCGGGAAGAGCCUGGGAUGUCCGUUGGCUGUGGGUCUUCAGAAGCCAGAAGGAUGGAUGCCCAUCAGUUGGGGGUGGUAGAUGUGGACCUACUCCACAGGGCAGGACCUGCAGGUGCCAGAGCCCCCGGAGAUUACAAAGGAGAGGGGCGGACUGAGAGACGUCCACGCAAUAUGCAGCCCAGUGGUUUAAGUUCAGUUAAAAGAACUAAAAGGACAAAUGACUAUUCAUAUAUAUAUAUAUAUUAUAUAUAAGCCAUUUUGUUCAAUAUGACAAAUGGAGAUGGCCUGUUGGUUCAUCUAUAGAUAGGGUUUCUUAUAAUUGUAAUAUAUAUAUGCUUGUGUUUUUCAAAUGAAACUUUGGUUUAUAUGGUUAUUUUUGGUCAAUUAUAUAAAAGUGUUUUUUCUAAAUGUA
Paramormyrops kingsleyae is the source of this 3170-nucleotide messenger RNA. It is a transcript of the gene phc2a, whose product is annotated as polyhomeotic homolog 2a (Drosophila). Gene Ontology annotation, cellular component: nucleus; PRC1 complex. Gene Ontology annotation, molecular function: zinc ion binding; histone binding; chromatin binding. The record is from RefSeq and is a predicted model, not a curated record. Lineage: Eukaryota; Metazoa; Chordata; Actinopteri; Osteoglossiformes; Mormyridae. Gene Ontology annotation, biological process: negative regulation of DNA-templated transcription.